Diceros bicornis minor is the source of this 1877-nucleotide messenger RNA. RefSeq names its product argininosuccinate lyase (gene ASL). Lineage: Eukaryota; Metazoa; Chordata; Mammalia; Perissodactyla; Rhinocerotidae. The coding region runs from base 189 to 1583 and encodes 464 amino acids. Gene Ontology annotation, cellular component: cytosol. The record is from RefSeq and is a predicted model, not a curated record. The transcript is spliced from 16 exons. Gene Ontology annotation, molecular function: argininosuccinate lyase activity.
CCGAGGCGCGCGCGCUGGGCGCUGCCCACGUCGGCCUCCCCACGGGCUGCGCUCGGCCAAGCGCCGUGCCCCAACCCGGAGCACACCCGCCCGGGGGACCCCGCCCGGGGGCCCAGAAGGUUGUCAUUCCCGUCCUGUCUUCCAGACGCGGAGGACCGAGGCUCCCGGAAGACGAGGAACCGACCAACAUGGCAUCAGAGAGUGGGAAGCUGUGGGGUGGCCGGUUUGUGGGUGCAGUGGACCCCAUCAUGGAGAAGUUCAACUCGUCCAUCACCUAUGACCGGCACCUGUGGGAGGCGGACGUGCAGGGCAGCAAGGCCUACAGCCGGGGCCUGGAGAAAGCGGGGCUCCUCACCAAGGCUGAGAUGGACCAGAUACUCCACGGCCUGGACAAGGUGGCUGAGGAGUGGGCCCAGGGCACCUUCAAACUAAACCCCAAUGAUGAGGACAUCCACACGGCCAACGAGCGGCGUCUGAAGGAGCUCAUCGGAGAAACCGCAGGGAAGCUGCAUACAGGACGGAGUCGAAACGACCAGGUGGUCACAGACCUCAGGCUGUGGAUGCGGCACAGCUGCUCAACACUCUCUGCCCUCCUCUGGGAGCUCAUCAGAACCAUGGUGGACCGGGCAGAGGCGGAACGUGACAUCCUCUUCCCGGGGUACACACACCUGCAGAGGGCUCAGCCCAUCCGCUGGAGCCACUGGAUCCUGAGCCAUGCCGUGGCGCUGACCAGAGACUCGGAGAGGCUGCUGGAGGUGCAGAAGCGGAUCAACGUUCUGCCCCUGGGGAGCGGGGCCAUUGCAGGCAAUCCUCUGGGUGUGGACCGGGAGCUGCUCCGAGCAGAACUGAACUUUGGGGCCAUCAGUCUCAACAGCAUGGAUGCUACCAGUGAGCGAGACUUUGUGGCUGAGUUCCUGUUCUGGGCUUCACUGUGCAUGACCCAUCUCAGCAGGAUGGCUGAGGAUCUCAUCCUCUACGGCACCAAGGAAUUCAGCUUUGUGCAGCUCUCGGACGCCUACAGCACCGGAAGCAGCCUGAUGCCCCAGAAGAAAAACCCAGACAGCCUGGAGCUGAUCCGGAGCAAGGCGGGGCGAGUGUUUGGGCGGUGUGCUGGGCUCCUGAUGACACUGAAGGGACUUCCGAGCACCUACAACAAGGACUUACAGGAGGACAAGGAAGCCGUGUUUGAAGUGUCAGACACCAUGAGCGCCGUCCUCCAAGUGGCCACUGGCGUCAUCUCUACGCUGCAGAUUAACCGUGAGAACAUGGCGCGGGCUCUCAGUCCUGACAUGCUGGCCACUGACCUUGCCUACUACCUGGUCCGCAAAGGGAUGCCGUUCCGCCAGGCCCACGAGGCCUCCGGGAAAGCCGUGUUCAUGGCCGAGACCAAGGGGGUCGCCCUCAACCAGCUGUCGCUGCAGGAGCUGCAGACCAUCAGCCCCCUCUUCUCGGGCGACGUGAGCCGCGUGUGGGACUACGGGCACAGCGUGGAGCAGUACGCGGCCCUGGGUGGCACGGCGCGCUCCAGUGUCGACUGGCAGAUCGGCCAGGUGCGAGCACUGCUGCGGGCACAGCAGGCCUAGAGCCUUCCCCACCCCGCGCCCGAAUAAAGUGGGUCCAGGAGAGGCUGCUAUGUGUUUCCUGCCCAGCCUGUCUCCCUCAGCUGUGGGCUUUCCGGGGUCUGUUGAGCAGGCAGUGGGGGCAUGAAGGAAGUGGAGGAACUGGGCAGUGAUGGUGAGAGUUGCUGAUGGGGAGGGGAGGAGGAGAUUGUGUCUCAUCAGAGCCUCUGCCCCAUGCAGGCCCCACCCCCUUCGAGCCAUCACAGUGACCUCCUACCUUGGGUAUCUUGGCAGGACUGGCCCCCUUGGAGCCCUGGU